AUGCGUCCGUACGUAAUAUCGGUACGGCGCUCUGGCAAACCGCAGUUCGGAUUAAAUGCAAUCUGGCCGCGGCCGAACGGAAUCCUGGGCGAGACGUGCCCCGUCGUACGGAAUUCGCGACGCGGGCUAGCACUGCGUAGUGAUGCAAACGCGACGAACGCGCUGCGUUUACAGGCGUUUAUCCGCAUAGGUGUCUCUGGUCACGGAAAUAGCGAGAUUAGGAGGUCAGCCGAUGACCUUGGGAGUAAGUGGGUCGCUCGUGAGAUGGGCUAUCGGGUGGGAGACGUCACGUCGCAGCCCACCGUGCGCGCCGCGAACCAAGUACAGGAGUAC
Messenger RNA from Iphiclides podalirius (scarce swallowtail), 333 nucleotides. NCBI's taxonomy places the organism in Eukaryota, Metazoa, Arthropoda, Insecta, Lepidoptera, Papilionidae. The record is from the annotation of a GenBank genome assembly.